This is a messenger RNA of Leptinotarsa decemlineata (Colorado potato beetle), 1055 nucleotides long. RefSeq lists its product as uncharacterized. Lineage: Eukaryota; Metazoa; Arthropoda; Insecta; Coleoptera; Chrysomelidae. The record is from RefSeq and is a predicted model, not a curated record.
CCAUACCCCAAGUCAGUCUUCACCAAGACCUUCACUAGUCGACAACUAUUGACAACGGAAAAUAAAUUGUUUCUGGAAUCUCUUGGUUAUCAUGUUGUCCAAUCAAGUGUUCAACAUUUUCCGAAAACCGCAAAUCGAUGAGUCCAUACAAAAGAUAGAAUGGCGGACCUACUAUCCAUAUGUCAAAUCUUUUCGCAACAACGAUGUUAUUGAAAUUAACAUCAAUCAAUCUGAUGCCUACGAUGCUUUGUACGAUAGUCUGCUGUUCAUUAGUGGAAAAGUUGAGAAGACUAAAGGGGACGGUAAGGUGUCAUUCGUAAACAAUGCUGGUGCUUUCAUGUUUCAAUCUGCUAGUUAUGAGCAGAGUGGUAAGGAAUUGGAAGCAGUUCGUGAACUUGGAAUUGUUAGUACUGUUAGAGGCUUUCUCAUCUACACCGACGAAGAUAUCAAACACUUGCCCACCUCCGGUUGGACUUUUCCCGACAAUACAAGCGUCAUCAAUACAAGUCAUCUAACAUUCAACAUGCUCAUACCCAUCAAGCAUUUUUUGAAUAUUUCCAACGAUUAUCAGUGUGUUUCCUACGGUAAAUAUACCAUUCAAUUAGUACGAGCUGGAGAUGAUAGCAACUGUUUCAAAAUAGAGAAGACUCCUCACGCACUAAUGCCGAAAACGGAAGUUAAAUUGAAAAUUGAAAAUAUCGAACUGAAAGUUAAACGAAUCUUUCCGCAUGAUCAAAUUAAAUUGCAACUUUUGAAAGCUAUCCAAGCAGAAACUCCAAUUCUCAUACAGUUCAGAAAAUGGGAACUUCAUAUGCUGCCUGCUCUCACAUAGGGUGCAAAAAAUGAAGUAUGGGCCGUCAAAACUUCCUCGUUCCUCGAAAGCCCUCGCUAUGUGAUUGUCUGUUUCCAAAAAAAUCGUGAUCACACUAAAGUCAACAAUGAACCAACAAUAUUCAAUCAUUCGAUUAUCACCAAUAUAACGCUCAGUCUAAAUGGUGAGAAUUACCCCAAGGAAAAUAUGCAUUUGAAUUUUGCAAAGGGGAAUUUUUCGCAAG